This is a messenger RNA of Parnassius apollo (apollo), 609 nucleotides long. The record is from the annotation of a GenBank genome assembly. Lineage: Eukaryota; Metazoa; Arthropoda; Insecta; Lepidoptera; Papilionidae.
AUGCAUCGACUUUUUGCUGAGCUGGAGCCAUCUGUAACCGUCACCGAGCAAAACCUGGCAGACCGAGUUCGGUAUAUCUUGCGCUCAAAUACAUUUGAUGUCACCGAACUCGAACGGCUACGACGUGAGGCUGUUCCUUCAUCGGGUGAAAAUGCUGCGGCUGAGGAUGCGGCGCCACAACUUGCUGAGCAAACGGCAAAUGUGGAUGCCGCCGUGAAUACGCCAGUUGUGGUUGAUUCAAACGAUGAUGGAACAGUCGCCCAGGAACUGGAACUAGAGCAAAUGAGGAGUACAUUGGAAGAGGCGAUUGUGGAAACGCGCAGUACGACUCUCGAAAAUCGACCGCGACUUCCCCGCUUAGCCCUAAGCAAGCGGAAUCGGGCUGUCGUGAGGGCUCUGAACCCAAUGCUGGUUACCUAUUUGGAAGCCAGCCGGGACCUUUGCGAGACGGACUCAAUUCUUUUUGGCGCCGCACUGGCAGUCUGCCGUAUUAUAGGUGCCAAACUUCCCACGGCUGGACGCGCUACUGGACAAAGUAGUGCUAUCCCAGCCUGGAGAAUAAGAAUUGAAGAACGUAUCGCAAAGGCUAGGCCCUCAUCGGCAGACUGA